AUGACCGAAUGGAGACCCUCGACUUCGCUUGAGUUCUGGGGGGACCUGAGUGACGGCAAAGCGCUGGACAUGUUGAUCCCGCCGCGAGUGAGGCCGGAAUUAGCCGAAGUGCCGUUUGCCACGGACCCGCGACACAGGAUUUCAAAAUGCCCGACCAGUCUACGACAGAGGGCCGACACGUCAGCCUGGUUCGGGAGCAGGUUUGUGGAGGACGUGAAGCUGUUUCUGGACCAGGACGACAUCAACCCUGCCUACUGGACAGAACAUCUCACGUACUAUAAACUGCCUUUCGGCUACAGACAGGAAAACAAAACAGCUGUAGACCUGAUGGUCGGAGCACUGAAAAAUCCCAAAAUCUUCGGCCCGAGUGGGACCCGAGAGCACCCGAGUGUGACCGAUGAUAGCCGAGUACGGUGCAUACGCUGUGCAGUUGUCGGCUCGGGUGGGGUAAUGAAGGGUUCGAAGAGGGGAACGGAGAUAGAUGGCCACGACUACGUCUUCAGGGUUAACCACGCUAACAUGCAGGAAAAGUUUGCGGACGAUGUAGGGCGGAAAAUCUCCUUCUACACCUUUUACCCCGAGUCACACGAACAUGACCCACGGUUAGCUGUAUCCGUAAGUAUACCGACACAUGUGAAAGUCGACGUUUUGUCGAAGAAGAUCUAA
Branchiostoma belcheri (Belcher's lancelet) is the source of this 666-nucleotide messenger RNA. RefSeq names its product alpha-N-acetylgalactosaminide alpha-2,6-sialyltransferase 1-like. Gene Ontology annotation, molecular function: sialyltransferase activity. Bases 1 to 666 code for a protein of 221 amino acids. Lineage: Eukaryota; Metazoa; Chordata; Leptocardii; Amphioxiformes; Branchiostomatidae. The record is from RefSeq and is a predicted model, not a curated record. The transcript is spliced from 4 exons.